Molecule: messenger RNA, 540 nt
Organism: Cucumis sativus (cucumber)
Lineage: Eukaryota; Viridiplantae; Streptophyta; Magnoliopsida; Cucurbitales; Cucurbitaceae
Exons: 3
Coding region: 1-540 (179 amino acids)
Biological process (GO): mitochondrial respiratory chain complex I assembly
Cellular component (GO): mitochondrial inner membrane
Source: RefSeq, a predicted model, not a curated record
AUGAGAGAAGCCAGAGGAAAGUUCGCAAAGCAGCCGUACACGUCCAGAUCUGCCGCCGUCCAGAUCUGCACCGCAAGACCGCCGUUGCCCUUCCGCCACUGCCCGGUCCAGAUCUGCACCGUUUUCGCGUCUUGUUCUGUCUCCGUCGAAGCCGAGCCACCGUGUGAAGCAGUAACUGCCACGUCCGCCGCUCACAACCGCCGUCCACCGAUCCCUUCUCCUCCGUUGUCUGCACUGCCGCGCCGGAAGCCUGGUUUCAGCCAGCCUCCUGCCGUCGUUGAACGUGCCUUUUCACUUUACGAUCAGAUCAAUCUCAUCGACAAUGUCCCUGAAGAUCAGCUUCGUUUUCAACGGUAUACUGAGACGGGGUUCACUGUGAAUGGAGUGGAUUAUGAGGGCAGCUUGCUUUGUGUUGGGAAUUUGUUGAUGUCUUGGACUCCUAAGAAAUUUUCGGAAAUUACGUCUGAUAGGUUUGCUUUGCAUUUCUUGUUCCUAACUUACAAUACCCAAUUUACUUCCUUUGUUCUUUUUGGUGAUUGA